AUGGCGGCCGCUGCGUGCGGUAGUCACCGUGCGGCAGGCAACAACACAGGCAGUAAAUCGCAAAAAGAGCACCUGCGGAAAAGUAAAGACUCGCGUCGGAGACAAGCAGCACUCUUGUUCCUCAACAAUAUCUCAUUAGACGGACGGCCCACUUACAACCUAAGCAAUGGGAACCCUAGCCAAAGAGAUAUCGAGUUUAAGGGUCUGGAAGCCGGGGCGCCUGUGGUCCGACUCCCACUGUCGACUACGAGCAGUCAAGGAACCUUCGCCCAUCUGUCAGCCUCAGUCAGCGGAGGCGCCGCUACUCCUGUGCCAAGGACUGGGGCUGUCAACGCACCUCCGAUACUAGUGCUCCCCACGGGCACAGGGUUCAGCGCUGUGGCGGGCAGCGAGGUGUUUCUGGAGGGUGUAAAGACUGACCCGCUGUCGUCCCAAGCAAGUCUUCUCUCCCCGAUCGCAACACCUCAGCAGAUCCCCCCCUUGUUAGCUGCUAGUAAAUCGCCAACCCUGCUCUCCGUUCAGAGCUGUAAUUCUGUGAGUCUGGAGACCCGACAGAGGUUGCGGAACUUGUCGGGCUCCCCAGGGCCGAGGGGAGUGAAUAAGGUUCACUUCAUCAAGAACAUGAGGCAGUACGACACGCGGGGCAGCAGGAUUGUGCUGAUCUGUGCCAAGCGGUCUCUGUGCGCCGCGUUCUCCGUCCUGCCGUACGGCGAGAGCUUUUACCUCAGUGAUCCAAAGCUGGAGGCUCAGAAGCAGAGGCACUCGUCUGGGGGUGGCCCCACCACCCUGGACAUGAGCCCCGGUCUGGAGGGGGUGGAGCUGGGGGCUUAUGGCAAGACGGUGUCGUACGCCAGGUUCCUCUUUCCCACAAACGCUCUGGUUAAGCAGAAGAACCUUCCCGUGGAAGCGAGUGUUGGGACAACCCCGCUGCCCCGGAACAACGUCCCGAGGAACUUCACCACCCCCCGGCUCAGCAACGCCGUUUGCCCAGAUCCUGGUGGCGAUGACCUGUCGGAGUACGACCCCAACUUUCUGAGUGACCCCCAGUGGCCCUGCGGGAAGCACAAGAGGGUGCUGAUCUUCGCCUCCUACAUGACCACUGUGAUUGAGUACGUGAAGCCGUCUGAUCUGAAGAAGGACAUGAAUGAGACAUUUAGAGAGAAGUUUCCACACAUCAAACUGACUCUGAGCAAGAUCAGAAGCCUGAAGAGGGAGAUGCGCGCCGUGAGCGAGGAGUGCGGCCUGCAGCCUGUCACCGUGGCGAUGGCCUGCGUCUACUUUGAGAAGCUGGUGCUGCAGGGUCGGCUCAACAAGCAGAACCGGAAGCUGGUUUCCGCAGCCUGCGUGCUGCUGGCCGCCAAGAUCAGCAGCGACCUCCGCAGGCAGGAGGUCAAACAGCUCAUCGAUAAACUGGAGGAGCGUUUCCGCAUUAACCGGCGUGAGCUGAUCCCUAUGGAGUUCACUGUGCUGGUUGCCCUGGAGAUGGCGCUGUACCUCCCCGAGAGCAAGGUCAUGCCACACUACCGCAGGCUGGUGCAGCAGCCCUGAGCAUGCUGGGCCCGAGAACCAGCUCCACCGCAACCACAGCUCCACCAGUGCCCAUGCAGCAAGGAGAGACCUACACUGUUUCAGCAUUGCACCUGGAGACCCCCGUGUGUUUAAAAGAGAGUCAUUCUCAUGCUCCAGAUAAAUGGGAAUGGUUGUCAACAUCAUUGUCAUAAUCAUCAUGGCAAUGAUAGUGUUUUGUCUUUCUGCACAGACAUUUAGCAAUGGGUAAGUACGGCUUUGUGAACUCCAAAAAGGGUCGAUCUCUUUUGUGUUGCACGGAACUCAUGGAUUCGAAAACAAUCUGAGCCUUUCAUUAGAGUCAGUGAUUGACAGAAUGUGAGAGUUCUACCCUUGAUGGUGUUCAUAAAGCCUUAAUCUCCCAUCGGUAAUGUUCGUAGCAGCCUGUAUCUGUCAAAGAGCACUUCCUCCACCACACAGAGCUGCUUUAUGGGGGCAUCUGUGCUGGUGUGAGCCUGCUGCUCCAGGGGCCAUGUUGUACUCGAAACAAUGAGACACCCCUCACAUGUCAUAAAGGAGAAGCAAAUUACAGCGCCAUUCAGUAAAGAGCUGCAUGAACCCAGCUUGUCCAGUAGGACAUUUUUGGAGGGGAUGUCCUUGGUUCUUCCACAUUUUUUUUUCUCAGCCUGAUGUGCAGGUGCUAGUUUUGUUUCCCUAGAAAAGCAGGCAGA
Megalops cyprinoides (Indo-Pacific tarpon) is the source of this 2237-nucleotide messenger RNA. RefSeq names its product CDK5 and ABL1 enzyme substrate 2-like. Bases 1 to 1548 code for a protein of 515 amino acids. NCBI's taxonomy places the organism in Eukaryota, Metazoa, Chordata, Actinopteri, Elopiformes, Megalopidae. Gene Ontology annotation, biological process: regulation of cell cycle. The transcript has 9 exons. The record is from RefSeq and is a predicted model, not a curated record.